Molecule: messenger RNA, 867 nt
Organism: Procambarus clarkii (red swamp crayfish)
Lineage: Eukaryota; Metazoa; Arthropoda; Malacostraca; Decapoda; Cambaridae
Product: cilia- and flagella-associated protein 53
Source: RefSeq, a predicted model, not a curated record
GCGAGUACCUGCACACAGCUGGUGCGUCCAUACACUCCCUUCACACUCACUUUGUUUACCUUACACACUUAUCUGUCUGCAGCAAUAACAGGCGCAACAACACAAAUGAACAUCCAUCGGACUUAAUUUUAGCGAGAGGGCUCCGUGGCUGGCUAGUCAUGACGGAGGCGCAGACGGACUGGCUGGCAUGCGGUGCGCGUCGGUGCAAGGCGCAGCGGGUAGCAGAGACUCUGGCGGCCAGGACGGCGCAGUACUCCGCCCUCCUCUGCCUCAGGCGCUCCAGGCUGAAGGCGCUCCUGGAUGACGACGAGGCUAGGGACCAGGAGGAGCUGAGGAGGAGGGCUCGUCUUCUACUUCAGGAACAGCAUGCGGUGCGUGUGGAAGCAGCAGCUGCGGCCGCGGCCCGACAGGAGGAGGAGCGGCUGCGGCACGUCCAACAGGCCGAUGAGCAGCGGCGCAAGCAGCAGUGUCACCAGUACAGGGAGGCGUACUCGAGGACGCUACAGAGGCAGCUGAACGAGGCCAGGGCCGACGAGAUCACCCUGAAGGAGUACAUGAGACAUCAGUAUGGCAUCCCCCCUCCCCCAGGCAAGAGGCCCUGAUGUCCCUCUGACCUCCCCCUGACCACACCUGACAUCACCACAUACUCCACUGAACGACACGAUACCACCGCAUAUGGGCAGCAACACGUGUUGACGUCACAUGAUGCGGGGGAAAGCAUCAAUGUGAGCGUUCAAAACAGACGCCAGCCAGUGACGUCACCUGCAGAAACAGGCGAAGACAAAUUGAGUUAGACUGACAUCAAAGUUACCCAACACCUUUACAGGACAUAAUUGAUAUCUGAUAUUGAAAUAAAAUGUCAGAACA